Messenger RNA from Toxotes jaculatrix (banded archerfish), 654 nucleotides. RefSeq names its product deoxycytidylate deaminase-like. Gene Ontology annotation, molecular function: zinc ion binding; dCMP deaminase activity. Gene Ontology annotation, cellular component: cytoplasm. Gene Ontology annotation, biological process: dTMP biosynthetic process; dUMP biosynthetic process. Bases 35 to 577 code for a protein of 180 amino acids. NCBI's taxonomy places the organism in Eukaryota, Metazoa, Chordata, Actinopteri, Toxotidae. The transcript is spliced from 6 exons. The record is from RefSeq and is a predicted model, not a curated record.
AGAAAACAAUUCAGUAUCUGAAAGUACGGAAGAAAUGCAGCAGCCAGGGCCUGGUCAUCCAAACAGUGGCAUAACCAAGAAGAGAGAAGACUAUCUGGAAUGCCCAGACUACUUUAUGGCUGUCGCCUUACUGUCAGCCCAAAGGAGCAAAGACCCAAGCACACAAGUCGGGGCCUGUAUAGUGAACCAGGAGAAUAAGAUAGUUGGCAUCGGUUACAAUGGUAUGCCCAACGGCUGUGACGAUGACCUGCUACCAUGGUCCGGGUCUGCUGACGGGUCUUUCCGACUUGACACUAAAUACCCAUAUGUGUGCCACGCAGAGCUGAACGCCAUUAUGAACAAGAACAGUGCUGAUGUGAAAGGCUGCACCAUGUAUGUGACUUUGUUCCCCUGCAACGAGUGCGCCAAGCUCAUCAUCCAGGCAGGUUUGAAAGAAGUGGUUUAUCAUUCUGACAAGUACCAUGACAGACUGGCGAUGACUGCUUCCAGAAAGCUGCUCAGCAUGGCAGGUGUACACUGCAGGCAGUUCAAGCCCAAGAAGACAGAGCUUGUCAUUGAUUUUGAUUCCAUGAAUUAAAAUCAAUGAAUUCAAGUAAUUGAAUGCUGAACACCUUAACCAAGAGAAAAAGCAAAACAGACGGAGAGGAGGAGGAA